Dreissena polymorpha is the source of this 3160-nucleotide messenger RNA. RefSeq lists its product as uncharacterized. Bases 75 to 980 code for a protein of 301 amino acids. The record is from RefSeq and is a predicted model, not a curated record. The transcript is spliced from 7 exons. Lineage: Eukaryota; Metazoa; Mollusca; Bivalvia; Myida; Dreissenidae.
AAACAAGCCAAAAGACUCUAGAAGUAUACGAUAAGCCCAUCACCAUUAUGGAGUAUUUCUGAAGAUUUGUUGUGAUGGCUCUGUCCAUAUUGAGCAGUAUAUUGCAUAAAAGCAUACGCUGUUUAGAUGAAAGUAAAGGCAGAUGCGGAAUCCCUGGAACAUGUAUACUGAACUGUCAUGCUCUCAAGAACUUGAAAAAAAUAAUUGACCUGUUAAUUUUAAUGAUUUCAAGAUGUUCAUCCUGGGCUGAGCUUCUAUUAAUAGCUUCAUUUUAUAUGAAUUCAAGGAAUUGGAUGCAGGAAACUUUUCCAUAUAUGUUCGGCUGUAUAAUGGAAAUAUUCAUGAGUGAAACGGAAAACAACACAUCAGAAAAGGUUAUCAGCCUUUCUGAGCAAAGAAGAGUGUGUGAUGGAGAGGUUAUUGAUUUGAAGGGGAAACGCAGAAUCUAUAUUGAUGGACCUCUCCACCGGGCAACCUCUGAUGGGCAAAUGAAUGAUGUGCAGGAAAGUGUAAAUUCCACAGCCAAUGUUGUUGAUCAGGAUGAUGAAAAUACAGAGCUUAAGUACUUGAUGACCCCGUCUUUACCAAUAGAAUCAACACCAGUGAGUGAUACCGGGGAAAACAGAUCGAUGCUUGAACCAAUUGUGGUUUCAUCUACUGCUACUCCUGUUGUGUUGGAUGGUACAGAACAAGUACCAUCUACUGACCUGGCAAUAAGGGCAGUGACAGAAAACAGAGUCUCUGAUGACCUGGUGAUAGACGCAGAGAGGCCAGACCCCAUAGUGCAAUCCUUGACAGGAGCAACAAGGCCAAGUAGAAGAGGGGUUCCACCUGAAGUAAACUUGCGGAGCCAACUGAAUGCCGUCGAUUUGGUUGAUAUCAACCAAGUAAAGACUCGAAGAGAGGAAAGCGAAGGCUCCGACAUGAGUGACUUGAAUGUGAAUCUUAAUCAUGAUGCUACGGAGGACGAUGAAGGAUGAAUACAGCAUCCUUAUUGGGCCAAGUGUGAGAUUGAGCGCUCUAAAACCGGUUUAUACCCCCAAUGCUUUGCAUUGACUGUUUCAAGGCCGUGACCCCCGCUUUAUUCUUAUAUGUGUUUAUGUUGUUAUGUAUUGUGCUGUUUGUACUGUUUUGGCAAUUGGUCACUUGUCUUAAAUAAAGGACCAACUAAUUGUAUAUAAUUAGAAUGCAAUACUGCUCCAGCAGCUGGAGUUUCACUUUUUUAUAUUAUGUUAUUAAAAUCCUUACAGCUGUAUAUUUCGCUUCUUUCUUUUUUUAUGCCCACCUUGGAAGAAGAAGGGGUAUAUUGUUUUGCUGGACGUUGGUCGGUCUGUCAGUCGGUUGGUCGUUGUGUCUGUUGGUAGACUAGUUCGUUUUUUAUCAAUAUCUUGUGAACGGAGGGACCGUUUUGCUUGAUACGCCCCAUGUGAAUUGGCCUUGGACAGUAGGUGACCCCUAUCGAAAUUGGGGUCACUUGGUCAAGGUCACUGUCACAAUAAGUGUGAAAAUCGUUUCUGAUCAAUAACUCGUAAACUGAUAAACCAAUUGGCUUGAUACUUCCCAUGUGCAUAGGUCUUGGUGACAGUAGAUGGCCCCUAUUGAAAUUGGGGUGACUAGGUCAAAGGUCACUGUCACAAUAAGUGUGAAAAUCAUUUACGAUCAAUAUAUGGUCAACAAUUGACUUAUUGCCUUGACACUUCACAUGUGCAUUGGCCUUGUACAGUAGAUGACCCCUAUUGAAAUUGGGGUUACUAGGUAAAAGGUAAAGGUCACUGUCGCAAUGAGUGUGAAAAUCGUUCUGGAUCAAUAACCUGUCAAUGAAUUGACUGAUUUACUUGAUACUUCACAUGUGCAAUGGCCUUGGACAGUAGAUUAGACCGAUUGAAAUUGGGGUCACUUGGUCAAAGGUCAAGGUCACUAUGACACACAAAUUCCAGUGUCAAGGCCCUGUUUGGGGGGUACAAGUCUCUGACCGCGGACCUCAUGUUAUUGGUUGUUUUGCUUAUUGAUAAUGAAUAAGACUUUGUUGUGUUUACCAGAUGUGUUUUUUCAUGGGUUUAUUUUGAAAACCUUUUUUAUCACAUGCCAUACCCUGUUUCCCAUUUAAUAUAACCAUUACGAAUAUUUUAACGUACACAUGUGUAAUAUACUUUUUAUGCCCCCUUUCAAAGAAAAGGAGGCAUAUAGUGAUCGGACUGUCCGUCUGUCUGUCUGUCCGUCUGUCUGUCUGUCCGUCUUUCCGUCAUACUUUGCGUUUAGGUUUCGAAAAAUGCUCAUAACUUCUAUGUCCCUUGAGAUAUAACCUUCAUCUUUGGUAUGCAUGUGUAUAUGGACAGGGCCUUUCCAUGCGCACACAAAUUUUUACCCCUGUGACCUUGACCUUGAACUUAGGGUCCGCGUUUAGGUUUCGAAAUCUGCGUUUAGGUUUCGAAAAAUGCUCAUAACUUCUAUGUCCCUUGAGAUAUAACCUUCAUAUUUGGUAUGCAUGUGUAUAUGGCCAAGGCCUUUCCAUAAGCACAAAAAAAUUUACCCCGGUGACCUUGACCUUGAACUUAGGGCCCCCGUUUAGGUUUCGAAAGCUGCGUUUAGGUUUCGAAAAAUGCUCAUAACUUCUAUGUCCCUUGAGAUAUAACCUUCAUAUUUGGUAUGCAUGCGUAUAUGGACAAGGCCUUUCCAUACACACACAAAUUUUGACCCCUGUGACCUUGACCUUGAACUUAGGGUCCGCGUUUAGGUUUCGAAAAAAGCUCAUAACUUCUAUCAAGCGUUUGUAGGGGGCAUAAGUCAUCCUAUGGUGGCAGCUCUUGUUAAGUGUUUUCAUGGGCUUAUUUUUGUUCGAUUGACCAAUCGCAUUUUGUUAUUUUGCUGAAAUGACAUUGCAACAUCAAAUUAUGUCACAAAAUGUAAACAACAACUGGGAUUUAUGUCGUUUAUGUCGAAGUCGGCUGAAGAUGCAUACGUUAUCGAGCAGACUAUAAACCGCACCUUUAACCUUUAUGUAUGUCACAUUGGUUUUCUUUUGUUUGUCUAAUUUUGAAAACACCAAUAUCUUACACUUUCUUAUUUCUUAUGUGUUUUUCAUUUUGCAACUACUCUAUGCACGUUUUGCCCUCUUCAUUAUACCAUUUUGGAAACCAUAAAUAUCAAACACGGUGUUUUC